Paramecium tetraurelia is the source of this 1569-nucleotide messenger RNA. RefSeq lists its product as uncharacterized. NCBI's taxonomy places the organism in Eukaryota, Ciliophora, Oligohymenophorea, Peniculida, Parameciidae. Gene Ontology annotation, molecular function: heme binding; oxidoreductase activity, acting on paired donors, with incorporation or reduction of molecular oxygen; iron ion binding. The transcript has a single exon. The record is from RefSeq and is a predicted model, not a curated record.
AUGGAACCAAUUUUGAUAGCGAUCUUUUCUUUGAUAAUGUUGAUGGUUUAUUUCCUCAUCAUAAAACCCUUAGUUCCUUUGCUCCUACUAAAGCUAUAAUUAGGAGACAAAGCAAUUUUAAUGUUUUAUCCCAUCUUUGGCUUCUUAGGAGUAUUAACAAAAUCAAUAUAAAUUAACAAUGAUCUGAUGCACUCAAUUAAUCAUGCAUUAAGAAAAAAUCCUAAAGCAAAAGUCAUUUUAUCAAACCACCUAACAAAACCUUUUAUCAUGCUAACAGGAUCAGAAUACAUCAAGGAUUCGUUUCUAGACCAUCAUGAUUAUGAAAAAAUGAAUCCCUUUAUGAUACCUUCAUUUCUACAAAAAGGAUUAGUGAUGAGUGAAGGGGAAAGUUGGAAGAGACAAAGAAAGUUCUUAGGCACAGCAUUCACAUUUGAGAAGUUAAAAUCAAGAUUGCCUAUGAUGAAUAAAGUUAUUGAAUAUAUAUCAGAAAAUGAUGAUAAAAGUCAUUUAAAUGAUUUUAUGGCUCGAAUAACUGGAGAAGUAGUUAUUAGAAGCUUUUUUGGUGAAUUAGUUGAAGGAUUCUAAUUAGAAGGAAAAGAUGCUUAAGUAGCGCUUAUCUAAUUAACAGGAGAAAUUUCUAUAAUGCAAUUAUAGAGUGCAUACUAUUUUAUUAAAUAUUUAUUAUUUAAAGAUAGGAUGUUUGAGGUUUUUCCUUGUAAAAAAGAAAAAGAAAUUUUAAGGCGAGUGGAGAAUAUAAGAAUGAAAUUGAAUGAGCUAAUCUUAAAAAGAAUAUAAUAAUUAAAGGAAAAUCCAGUCUAAGAUUAAGAAAAAAUGGUUUUCUUAGAUUUAUAUGUAACUGAAUACUUAAAAUAAUAAAAAUAAAAUGAAUAAUAGAUAGAUCUUGAAGAAAUAUUGCAUUAAUUCAUAACUCUAUUCUUUGCUGGUACUGAUACAACAGCCACAACUUCUGGAACUUGCUUAUACUAUUUAGCUAAAUAUCCUGAGAUUUAAUCUGAAAUUUUAGAAGAAGUAAAUUAAGUUGUUGGAAAUGCUGAUAUAAAUGAAGACAAUUUAAACAAGCUAACUAAGGUUAACGCUUUGAUUUAAGAAGUUUUAAGAUUGAGGAAUCCAGCAUUUGUUACACUCUUUAGAACAGUUAAACGUGAUAAAUAGGUUUAAGACAUUAAACUUAAAAAAGGAUGGGCAUUAGUGUAAAUGUAAAACGCUAGUAGUAUUUAAGACUCACAUUUUGAUAAUGCUACUGAAUUUAAUUAUAAAAGAUGGUUUGACAAAGGUAAUGUAGUUAAAAACGAUAAUGGAUACAUUAACAUUCCUUUUGCAGCAGGACCUAGAAAUUGCAUUGGAUAACAUAUGGCAUUGAUGGAAGCAAAGAUUAUUAUAGCAUUGCUGGUUAGGAAAUAUAAAAUACUCUUAAAUCCUGAUGUUUAAGAAGUUAGAUUUGGAGUAAAAUUUCUAUAAACUGUUGAACCAGACAACUGUUUAUUUUUUAAAAAAAGAAUUUAAUGAGUUAAAUUAUUAGAUAUCAAAAUUAUUUUAAAUUAUUAAAAA